AUGUCAGAUUCUCUCAGUCUGAUUUCUAGCUCCCGCUUCCACCGCCGUGUGACUCUCGAAACAGAAAAUGGCCCAUUGACAGUCUCUUUCGCCGAUAUUGGCUGCAUCACCGGGCCCGCAGUGAUGUUCCUGCCAGGAAUGUUUGCCUCGCGGUAUGUCGGCAUCCCUUUGCACCCAAUUGCAGAGCAUGCUGGAGUACGUUUACUCGUCGUCGACCGACCAGGCAUGGGCGCAUCGACUGAUGUCCCACUCAAUCGAAGACUAGCCACUUGGAUCGACUUGUUCCCGCGCCUGUUGGCGUAUCUUGGCAUUACCCGUAUCAGCCUUAUCGCACAUAGCGCUGGGACGGUGUAUCUGCUUAAUACGUGGGCGCAAUGUCGUGAGCUUUUGAACCCAGACUUUACUUUAUUAGCGCCCUGGGUUGACCCCGACUACUCGCGCGUUACGGUGAUGCAAAUGGCACAGUAUAUACCAGCCAAAGCAUUUACACUCUGGCAUCGUAUUCCGCGAUUCUUCGUCACUCAGGCUGGCCCCGUAGUGGCGUCAAGUGGCGCUUUGCUUCGCCAGAUGUCACCAAAAAGUGGGGUGGCAACAGAGGAGAACAGCUCAUUUCUCGAGGACUAUGGAAUAUCACGGACGGAACAGGCGGAGCUCUUCCGCCUCGCCAUUCCCUUUAUGUGGGAAGAGAAUACAGUAGGCGCUAAUAGCGAGGCUCUUCAAUGUCUCCGGAAGAGCGAUGGUUGUGACUGGGGAGCCUGCUCGGACUAUGCCCAAUGUGCGCAGGUCUUGGCUGCCCGCGAGCAGUCCAUGGAUGGCCAAGCUAGUCUGCGUGUGUAUUUUGCUGCGACGGAUGCCUUGGUGGGUAGUCGGGGACAAAGAUAUUUUGAACAGUGUUGGCAGGCACCAGGUGUCGAAGCCAUUGAUUUUAUCUACACAACGGUGGAUAAAUCAGAUCAUGAUACCGUGAUGCAGUCGGGAGAAGUAUGGGGCGCGAUAUUCGCUGCCAUGAGUGGGCGCCAAUGA
Messenger RNA from Penicillium odoratum, 1023 nucleotides. Its product is annotated as alpha/beta fold hydrolase. The record is from RefSeq and is a predicted model, not a curated record. NCBI's taxonomy places the organism in Eukaryota, Fungi, Ascomycota, Eurotiomycetes, Eurotiales, Aspergillaceae. The transcript has 2 exons. Bases 1 to 1023 code for a protein of 340 amino acids.